AUGGGGAUUGAUCAGGAUGAAAUCUCCACGGAAACCACGACUCUCGGGGAAUUAUUAGUGGCGGAAAACAUCGGAUCCCGGCACAGAAAAGUUGUCAAGGCGCUCUACAAGGCCUUGGCACUUAAAGACACUAGUACCACCUCAAAGCUCGUGGCUCCGGAUCUUGAGUGGUGGUUCCAUGGACCGCGGCAUUGCCAGCACAUGAUGAGGACGCUGACCGGAGAAUCGAGACACGUGGAGUUCAAGUUCAGGCCUCGGAGCAUCACGCCCGUUGGUGACCGAGUGGUGGCGGAGGGAUGGGAAGGAUCGAAGGCGUACUGGGCGCAUGUGUGGAGCGUCAAGGAAGGGAUGAUCACUCAGUUGCGUGAGUAUUUCAACACGUGGGUGACGGUGAUUGUUGGGAAUUCAGAAGUUGAGGAUGAGAUGAUGAAGCUGUGGCAGAGUGAUCCUAGGGAGCGGUCUCAACGCUCAUUGCCAGAUAUUGUACUAGCGAUAUGAUCAUAUAUAAUAAUCGUGUUAGAAAAUUUGAGAUUUUCUCUUCCAACUCAAAUUUCUCUUACCUUUAGGCUUUAGCUAUGAUACUUUUUUAAUUAAAA
Prunus persica (peach) is the source of this 596-nucleotide messenger RNA. RefSeq names its product wound-induced protein 1. The transcript has a single exon. The record is from RefSeq and is a predicted model, not a curated record. The coding region runs from base 1 to 498 and encodes 165 amino acids. Lineage: Eukaryota; Viridiplantae; Streptophyta; Magnoliopsida; Rosales; Rosaceae.